AUACAUGUACUAUUCAUGAACAUAUUACAGGUAGCAUAAAGCAUGAACACAACAUAUAUUGAAGGUAGACAUUUCUUAAAAAACAAAAAAAAAACAAAAAUGAUCCCUAGAGUAAAUGAAAAGCGAAGUUCUGUAUGCACAUUAAGGCUAACAGUUAUUCAGUGCUCAAACCAAACUCUAUGGCAGCAUCAGUCGUCUUAGUAAUCUAUCAACGAUUUUACUACAUAAUACUAUAUGAAUAUGUAAUCUUAUUUGUAUAAUUUCAUGUUUUACGCAUAUAUUUUACUCAAUUUUACUUUCUUGUAUAGAAUUAAAUACAUAUACUACCUGUCGCAUCCACCCAUAGAUUUCGUUGGAAUCUCUAAAUUACAAGUGGGUUAGGGCCAACUGAGCCAUAUAUUUUGGUUCUUCUGUUGCGAUGAGAACCAGGGGCAUUUUCCACGAGAACCACCUGAUCAAAAUAAAUACGUGAUAGCCGGUGCACUUGUCUUGAGUAAUUAAUGCCUAUUUAACGUUUCAUAGAUACCUCCAGUUGUCCAUCUUUCUUCCGAGAGGCGAAUAUCCCUCGGAUUCCACACUCGAUUUCCCGUUGAUAUCAAGAAUCUAAUAGUCACAAUAUAUCAUUAGGUUUUCCACACAUGAACAUGAAUCCACGAUAGGUGCUCAUCGAAUCGGUCCCUUAGAGGAAACUCCAACCGUUUGGGUUCACGUAAGAACAGAAGUUCUUGAAAUCCCUGGCCGUUGAACAACAGGAAAAUACGUCUGUUACAUAUCUUCGCUCCUGGAAUUGUUGCAACAACAUUGUGCCGGAAAACCCACAUCCCAAGCUUGGUGUUGUCUGAAGAGAAGUUAGUCGCAAAGUUGCUUUUACUCUGUGAACACGGACAUUUUAAUUACUGCGUAGUAUUCGACGUUCAAUUAAACCGGCGUUCGGUAUAAAGCAUUUUCAAUACCAGAAUGUCCCAAGAAAAUAUUCAGAUGUCAGAGGAAAAAGUAAAAAUGCCUGAAGUUCAAGCCAUCCAGAUUCCAAUGGAAAACUUCAGGUCCGACCGCGACGACCGCUACUGCACGACGCGGGUGGUCGUGAAGCUGUUCGUCCUGGGCGUCCUCCUCCUCGCCGUCGCGCUCGCCGGCUUCCUGGCGUCGGCCACCUACUGCCGGGGCAACUACGAGAACACCUGCCUCUUCCAGGCCAGGGCGGCGUCCAGUAUUGGCGUCGCUGCUAUCUCGGCCGGAGGCUUCUUCAUCAUACUCGCCGCGGUGGGACAUUGCACACGGUGUUGCUGCAAAUCAUCGUAGAUAUAAUUUUAUUUACAAAAUCUGUGGUAGCUUUGUGACGUGUUUUUGUUAUGAAUGUUAUGAUAAAGACAAGACGUGUUUGUUUGUUUUAAGUAAACGUUAGAAAAAUGAAAA
This is a messenger RNA of Penaeus chinensis, 1413 nucleotides long. RefSeq lists its product as uncharacterized. The coding region runs from base 958 to 1299 and encodes 113 amino acids. The transcript has 5 exons. The record is from RefSeq and is a predicted model, not a curated record. NCBI's taxonomy places the organism in Eukaryota, Metazoa, Arthropoda, Malacostraca, Decapoda, Penaeidae.